Molecule: messenger RNA, 516 nt
Organism: Meriones unguiculatus (Mongolian gerbil)
Lineage: Eukaryota; Metazoa; Chordata; Mammalia; Rodentia; Muridae
Product: glyoxalase domain-containing protein 5
Source: RefSeq, a predicted model, not a curated record
AUGAGGGCGUUACCUCCUCUACGGAAACCCAAUGAGCAGCUCCUAACUGGAAGAGCUAACAGGGCGGGGGCAGCUCGUCGAAGGCCGGCGGGAAGUGGGCAGCCACGUGUUCUGACUCCUAGGACCAGCAGUCAGAUCCCUUCCCCAUGUCUUAUUAGUCUUGAUCACAUCAUGAUGACAGUAAAGAACACUAAAGCCACUACUAUGCUCUGUUCCAAGGCCCUGAGCAUGGUAGACAUUGUUUUCAACGGAGACUAGAGAGCACUGUGUUCUGCAGACCAACUUGACCUGAAGAAGGUGGGAAAGGAAUUUAAUCCUGAAGUGCCUCACCUGAAAGGCUCCCUGGACAGAUGUCUAAUCACAGACGUUCCUUUGGAGGAGGGGAUCAGCAACUCAAGGCUUCCUCCCAUUGAGGAAGGCCCAGUUGCCAGAGCAGGAACAAAGGGGUCUAUUAUGUCCAACUACUUCUGAGAUCCUGACUGAAAUCUGAUUGACAUGUCCAAUUACAUCACCUGA